Nymphaea colorata (pocket water lily) is the source of this 1109-nucleotide messenger RNA. Its product is annotated as protein IDA-LIKE 2. The transcript has a single exon. Lineage: Eukaryota; Viridiplantae; Streptophyta; Magnoliopsida; Nymphaeales; Nymphaeaceae. Bases 405 to 620 code for a protein of 71 amino acids. Gene Ontology annotation, biological process: floral organ abscission. The record is from RefSeq and is a predicted model, not a curated record.
CCCCUUCCCCUCCUGCCUGCUCCUGGUCCCUUUCUAACGCUGCCUCCUCCACUCCUUUGUCACAAAAGCAGGUGAAAAACUCUGAGUGCUUGCCGCCUCUCUCUCAUUUAAUGUGCACAGAAAACCACCACCCCCCCCCCGUCUUGAUCCCCCACGCCUCUGAAUCCAAGCACACUUCCAUAUCCCAGCAUCUCUGUGCUUUUAAGGCUUGAGAGAGAAGUUAUUCCAGAACAUAUAACCACCACCCUUCCUUUCUGCGAUCUUUUUUCCCUUCUCCGUGCACUAAAUAUUUCUGCUCCUGCUCCUCCCUCUUUUGAAUUCAACGUCGUCCUCUCUUCUCUUGCCAUAUUGCCGUUGCUGCUGAUAUUGCUGCCUCCCUUGCCGUCUUCAGUGCCUUUUGGGAAAUGGGCAACGACAAGAAUGCAAUUCUGCUGGUUUUGUUAUUGGGUUUCUUGGUCUGCUGCCAUGGUUCAAGACCAAUGCAGUCGUUUUCUGCAAAACCCAAGUCAGGAAGAGUCGGUUCCUUCCUCGGGUACCUGCCCAAAGCAACUCCAAUCCCUCCCUCUGGUCCUUCGAGACAGCACAAUGGUGUGGGGUUGCAGAGCAGGAGUUCUCCUUGAAGGAAGACCAAAAGAGCAGCCAGAGCGCCGAGGUCGUCGUGUUCCUUUUAUUGGUUUUUGUUUUUGUGGGUGCUGGGAGAGGAGCUCAUGGAUUGGCUUCGUGAUGAAGAAGAGAUCAAUUAACAGCGUCCGAAGGAGUUGCGGUGACUGAAACUUCAUCCACUGUAUAUAGAUUUUUCUUGGGUUAUUAUGUGUUCUUUAUUCUAUUUUCUUUUCUAUCAUGAUUAGGAAUAGGAAUUUUGAGUAUCAGACUGACCAAAAGAUAUGUUUUGGGAUGGGGGCGAGAUUCUCGAGUUGCCAUGACCUUUUUCUCUGCAGUUCACUAAAGAAUGGCAGUGUGAAAGCCUUCUGAUGUGAGGGAAAAGGGUGAUGAACUUGUUUUUGCAUCUCUGAUGUAAAACUCUCUAGCACCAAGCAAUAACGUUGGUGCUGCUGUUGAUUACAUAUUUUUCUUUCUUGUACAAUGUAAAAUUAUAAGUCAAGAGAAAU